AACCCCCGUAUGUACUCGCAGCUUUGUGUCCGGUAGAAACAUGUCGGUUCGGAGAGAGCCCAGUGGGGGGACUGCAGCGUCUACGGAACACACACCUGACCCAUAAACAGCAGCUACCAGGACGACAAGCGACUGUCCACGAACUACUGUGGCUACGUUGUUUUUUCGCAGCAGCGGGCCAGCCGAGGGCUAAUGGUCGGAUAAAACCUGUCAAUCGGGACCUUAUCCGAGCACUCGCAGGCAGGCAGGUGGUCGGGCCAGUGAGAGAGGGACAGUGUGUUCUGGCUGUUAUCAUAACGAACUUUCUCUUUGCUAGGGGAUGUUAUCUGUACUGUCUUAUGGCAGACUUGUAGCCAGGGCUGUCCUAGGCGGACUGUCUCAGACGGAUGGUCGGGACUACAGCCUGAUCAGUGCCAGCUAUGGCUUCGGUAAAGACUUUCGUAAAGGAAUCCUGAAGAAAGGGAUGUGCUACGGAGAUGAUGCCUGCUUUAUAGCGCGACACAGGUCGGCCGAUGUUCUAGGUGUUGCUGAUGGAGUAGGUGGUUGGCGGGACUAUGGCGUCGACCCGUCUCAGUUCUCUGCCACCUUGAUGAGAACCUGUGAGCGGCUGGUGAAGGAGGGACGCUUUACUCCCAGUAAUCCGGUGGGAAUUCUGACCUCUGGUUACUACGAGCUCUUACAAAACAAAGUCCCUCUGCUAGGAAGCAGCACGGCCUGUAUUGUGGUUCUGGAUCGAAGGAGUCACCGCUUACACACCUGCAACCUUGGAGACUCUGGCUUCCUCGUGGUGCGAGGAGGAGAGGUGGUUCUUCGAUCAGACGAGCAGCAGCACUAUUUCAACACGCCUUUCCAGCUGUCUAUCGCUCCUCCAGGAGCGGAGGGGGUGGUGCUCAGUGACAGUCCCGAAGCGGCCGACAGCUCUUCUUUUGACGUGCAGCUUGGUGACAUCAUCCUAACGGCGACAGAUGGCCUUUUUGACAACAUGCCAGACUACAUGAUCCUUCAGGAGCUCAAAAAGCUAAAGACUUCCAGCUACGACAGCGUGCUGCAGACUGCGCAAAGCAUUGCAAAGCAAGCUCACGAUCUGGCCUACGACCCUAAUUAUAUGUCACCUUUUGCACAGUUUGCUUGUGAUAACGGCCUGAAUGUAAGAGGAGGGAAACCAGAUGACAUCACGGUGCUGUUGUCGAUAGUGGCUGAAUACACAGACUAACUGUGUGUGUGUGUGUGUGUGUGUGUGUGCGUGUGUGUGUGCGUGUGCGUGUGCGCUUCUCUGAGACUGAUGUUCUCACGCCGUCUGCCUAAGUCUUUCAGUCUGCAGCCUUCCCAACAUGCACUGCGGGCUGAUGGGAAGCCCACUGACACCUCUCACUCACACUCCACUUGACACGGCCGACCUCCACCGUUUAUGACAUGUUUCUUCUUCUUCUGCUGUUUUAUUUUGGUGCUGGGACGGUUGAGGGGCAGCUGGGAAUCUUUCAUGUUGAUCAUGAUUUGGGAGAUUGGACUGGCCCCCGCGUUUAUUGUCAGACAGUUCUUAGGUGAUGUAAGUAAGACAGUCCACAGUUUAGAUAAACAGAGGGCUUUUAUUUUGAAAAAAGAAAUCAUAAAAUCAUUAAGGAGUAAGCCAUGAUGUUCUUUAGAUUGUAGCGAUGGAGCUGGUUAUUAAACCUCGCCAGUCUCCUGUUUGAGUCGUCCUCGUGUGUAAACGUGUUAGAAGCAAGCGUGUAGGAUGCUGAUGUGGGAUAUGACAGGUGAUGCGGGAGAACACAAUGCGGGAUUUAGUGCCUCGGGUUUGGAAAUGUGAGCCAACAUGUUGCUCAAGUCAGAGGAAUUCGUAAAGUGUCACGUGGAGGUUAAUCAGGUUUAGUCACUUUGCUGAGGGAACUGUUAAAGCGCACAUUCUAAGUUGUAAAUAUUUUUGUGUAUUAUUUUUUUCUUUAAGGCUCUUCUUUAAUGUUUUUGAUUGAUAAAGUAAGGAGCUACGUUGUUACUGGUGUGGAACAUAAACACGUUCAUCCAUGAACUUAUUUUCUUGUGUAGAUAAUUAUUUUAAAAUGAACGUAACCAAUCCCCGACUUCCAGUUGGUAAAAAUGAACAAGAUGUUUGAAAGAAUUCCUUUUGUGUCUUUUGUGAGGUAGAAAAUACGCUAGUGUGUGUGAGUAUAUGUGACAGAUUUUUCAUGUGUGUGUGUGUGUCAUCUUGAAUGUUGAUGUUUGUUUAUAAAGCUAACAUUUGGAAAUGCUUACAGCUGCAAUGAUAGGUCAGGAAUAAAGUAAAGGCGUCUAUUUUUUAUUUUUUUAACAUUACUUUGAAAAGUUUCACGUAAAGUGACAAUGUGUAGUUUUUAUCAUUAAUCUCUGGAAAUAUCCAUCAAAAUAUUGUUGAAAAUGAAUGAAAUGAUGCCCAGUUGUUGAAAAAUAUUGACGGCUUCGUAACAUAUAACCAUAAAAAUCUGGUCUAAAGUACAUGAGAGCGGGUCUAAGUCUCUGCGCGACGCCAUAUUAGAUGCCAUGUGUCCUUCUACAGGAGCCCUUGAGGACAAAACACAUUUACUGAUUUUUAACAAAUGAUUGCAAAACUUUCACCAUUCAUAAACAUUGUUGUUUUACACAUUUACCACUUUACUCAUUACCAGAGAUGAAAGGGAGUCUGAUGUGCAGGGGUCUCCUUUAUCAAACAUUGCGUAGAAUCCUUACUAGAACCGUACUUAAGCUCAGCAAAAAAUAUGUACUUACGCCAAGCAGGUUUGUGAUCUAUCAAACAUGGAGUACGCACAGCUGCACGCAAUCUCCGCUUCAUAAAUCAGAAACUAGAGUUUCACAUCUGCUUUUUAGUCACAUCCCGCCCUCACCACGCCCACUUACUGCCUUAAAUAGUCAAUGCAAAGUGCCUUGGGAAUCUCAUGCAUAUACAUAAGCUAGCUGUUGCAGCGCUCCGCCAUUGACAUGGUGACCGUAGAUCAAGGCAGAUCAAGGAAGCGCUAUUUUACAGAAGCAGAAAUUGAGGUACUUGUGGGUGAGGUGGAGAAAUGAAAGGAAGUGGGUUUGCAAAACAAAUAAGAGAAAAUCCACAGAGUGGCACAGCGUUGCUGAAGCUGUCAAUGUUGUGAAUUCUUGUGAGAGAUCUGUGGCGAGUGAAAGUCACGCACGCUAAUCAGUCACCCAAACGGAGAUUUCACUUGUCCAAGUAGCCAGGGUGCAUGAUCAAUCGGGUCACAGUGACAGGACACACACUGUCACAGACGCAUGACAUUCUGUCUCAAUCUGUCCCCCCUGCUGAUAAUCUGUAUUCCGUAUUCUGCGCUUCAGGCUGUGUGUGUGUGUGUGUGUGUGUGUGUGUGUGUGUGUGCACGCACGUGUGGAGGGUCUUGUUCUGUGUGAAAACAAAGCAGUACAAGUGAUAAUGCUGCAGGAUUUCAUAAUUUUAUCCUUCUCAGCAGCAGCACUGCAGGUGCUCUCCAUGUCCAAAAUGUGCGUAAGCAAGAUCCUUAGUCAACUUUAAGUUGCGCACAUUUUUCCCGCUAAGUUUUCUUUCAUAAAUCCCAAACUUUGCGUGGAAAGUUGCUUACGCAGUUUUCCGACCCUGUUUUGUGCGUAAGCAAGCUUGAUAAAUGAGGCCCCUGGCCAUUUUGCUGAAGUUUGCACUCCCUGGGCCUUUUUGACCUUAAUGGGCAUCCGUUUGUAAGGUUUUACUCCCAACACAAAAAUACAUCUCGCUUGUAACAAUUUAGGCAUCUACUGCCCUCUAUCGCCAUAAAAAAAUACACACGGUCACUUUAAGGAAAGUAAUGGAUGUUUAAAACACAUCUUAAAAUUAAUCCAAUGUGUUUGUACUUUUAAUUGUGAAUCUUUGCGUUUAUUAUUUAUUCAACCAGGUGUCGUUCAAAAGCCGUUCAUCACAUGAGAUGGCUUCAUGAAUCUGUUGGAUCAUUGGUUCAUAAUGCAUGUUAAAGCGACUGAAAAAGCCACAAUAUAUAGGUGAAGGUGGGCAUUAGAUUAAGGGAAGUAGCUUAUGAAAGCAACUCAGUUUCCUCAGAAUAACUCAUGGAAUGAUCUGUUUUGCCAUGCCAGUUUUUUGAUGGGCAAAAGCUGUUGAAAUGAUCAGUUUUCUACAUGUUUAAAUCUUUUUAACAUCCGGUUUUAGGGAAGGUUAAAUUGCACUUUUCUGUCAUAGAUGUCAGCUUAGGGUAAAAAGGGAUUGUUUUAAAUAUUCCAUCUGAUUGUGACAAGAAGCUGCUGCACCACAAAUUACGUAGUUCUUUAUGGUUACAGAUUGAUUUCAUUAAGUGAAUAUAAACUAAAAACUCUUCUUUUCUCGCUCUUCUGUCUCAGAUGUUGAAAAAACAUUUGGAGUUUGUUGAUUUUUAGGUAAAAUUUCAGAGAAAAAAGUUUGUACCGUAUUAUAAUUUCAUCAAGCUAUUAACUCAAGUCUCCUUUUUUGCUGUUUAUGCACCAGAGUAACCCAUACUUUCACAAAGUCACGUCAAAUCUCAAGUUUAACGUAAUUUAACACGAUCUGUGCUUCGUCCUAAAUCCAGCUGGGAGGAAUUUUUAUCAAGAAAUGAUAAAAUUCACUGAUUUACAUUGGGAUUCUGUAGCUAAUGCAUAGAGGAGGCUUAUGAUUCUGUCAUGAACUCAGUGUUAAUGUGUGGGUGGGAUGGAUUUCACCAAAUAGCAUCAAAACAACAAAAAGACACUAAUAAUACUGUUCAUAGUGGUCCGUCCUUUUAUUUGGAGCCCAGGCACGCUCACCAAAGACACACUCAUGUAACAUUAUGCUUUUUAACACGUGGACGACUGUACGUCUGUGUUCAGACGUGUCAGUAGAAAAGCUCAAGAGGAAACUAAAAUGUCUUUCUAUGCUUAAAAUGUCCAAUAGUUAAAAGUUGUAACUAAAGUGUUUUGGGGUUAGUUUGUGUGAGGUUGAAGACAAGGAACCAAAAGAAACAAGGAAAGCCAUAUUAUAUGUUGAUUUGGGUACAGUUUUGUGAAUUCAAACAUUUCCACGGUUCUGUUGGUUUGUUCGCUGUGGAGAAUUUACAUUUACAUUUAUUUUGUGUUGUAUUUUGUGAUCACGUUCAGAUUCAUCAUAAUAAUUAUGACCUGUAGCUUUUUCCUGUAGCUCAAAGUUACCAUCUUCUGUUUUCAUCUUUGUAUUAUGAGGGUGAGCACAGUUUCAGCCUUAAAAGCUCCACCUGUACAUCAAGAGGCCUUUCCUGUCAUUGCAAGAUUUUCCCGCAUCUGCUGCGUUGUCCAGUGGCGAUUUGAUGUAAAUGAUGCACCCCCUCUUGUCUUUUAUCUCCAUUAAGUCGUUCUCAAAAGGUGCUUCUGCAGUCUGUUAGUAUGAUUGUGUUGUCUGCAGCCAGCGAAUGAAAGAUAGUUCUACAGUGUAACAAUGCAGGUCUAAUUUAUGUAAAUACUGGUAUGUUUUAAAACGUGUACAAUAUUUAAAUAAAGAAUCUAGUAUUUAUACUAAA
Messenger RNA from Nothobranchius furzeri (turquoise killifish), 5480 nucleotides. RefSeq names its product protein phosphatase PTC7 homolog. The record is from RefSeq and is a predicted model, not a curated record. Gene Ontology annotation, biological process: protein dephosphorylation. Gene Ontology annotation, cellular component: mitochondrion. Gene Ontology annotation, molecular function: protein serine/threonine phosphatase activity. NCBI's taxonomy places the organism in Eukaryota, Metazoa, Chordata, Actinopteri, Cyprinodontiformes, Nothobranchiidae.